Messenger RNA from Leptinotarsa decemlineata (Colorado potato beetle), 1423 nucleotides. RefSeq lists its product as uncharacterized. The record is from RefSeq and is a predicted model, not a curated record. NCBI's taxonomy places the organism in Eukaryota, Metazoa, Arthropoda, Insecta, Coleoptera, Chrysomelidae.
CAUUUGGCAUCCAAACCUUGUUUGAUUCUAGUUUGACUAUCGCUAAACGAAUAUGUUUCGCGUCUUGCUGAUAUUUUCGGUCUUUUGUUUCAUCGAUUCUAAAAGGCUAACUCCAAAUGAAACAACUGUUUUGAUUUCUAAGUAUGCAAAAGUGGCUAGAUGGGGAGGAAAUAAGAACGAGACCAAACCCCAAAUUCUGCAAGGAAGAAGCAAUAGCGGACAAUCACUUUGGACACAUAGAUCUGAUGUGAAUAUAAUCGGUGGUCAGAAAAAGGCUAAAGAAGUACGUCAUUACCCAGUGUAUACGAAACCUUCUCCAAAAGUAGACCAUGUAAAGGUGGAGAAAAUUCCUGCUGUUGGUGAAGUGAUUCAGGAUAGAUUCAACCCUAAACCAUAUUUUGGUUAUGGAGCAAUAGCUCCAAAUAAUAAAGAAUCAGCAACUUAUGCUCCUGCACCAGUGAAUCAACCUCCAGUUGCAGCUUCGCCUCCAGCUUCAUUUCCUGCUGUUUUCAAUGUAGCUCCAGCUAGUGAUAAACCUCCUGUGGAUCUAUAUACCUCACCUUAUAGUUCUUACAAUCCCCCAGACGUCAAACCGGAUUUGGGCGAAGACUCUUACCCCCCAGGACCGGAAAUUGAUUCGUAUGCAGCUCCUCCGACAGAUGAUGACAAUUCUUAUAACUACGAGAAACCAAAAGAGUCUACGAAGCAAUCGACACUUGGACCGCCAUUGUCACCAACAAAUCAUGGUUCAUUUGAUUAUAAAGACACCCAUGAUGAUCAUCAUUUGUACGAUGAUAUAGAUGCUCCUCCUUCCGACCAUAAUAUUGCACUUCACGAUUUUCUGCCUGAAAAUGUUCCAGAUCAUAUAGGUCCGGAUGACAGUGCUAAUAUGCAGCAAAACGGCCAGUUGGCUGGUGGUGGUGCUCCCAACCAUCCUCCGGCAAGUAUAGAUGAUAUUUACUAUCCUCCAGACUUUCCUGUCGGCCAAGAACAUCCGAAAGAAGUUGAACCGAUUCAUCCUGCUGAUUUUAACGAUCACAUUCCACAAGAACAUUUUCCGAAGUAUCUCUACGAUGAUCCACACUUCGACCAUCACAUUUACGAGGAAAUUCCACACACAACUACUGAAGCUCCAGAAGAUAAACGUGUUAGUAGCGUCAACUACAGUUACUACUAUUUGGGCAGGAAACUUUGGUACAUUCCGUUGUAUUUCAGUAUUUACUUUAUGUUUUAUGUUACUGCACUUAUUUUGAAGUCCAUCGCUAGACAUAAAAUCGAUUUGAAACACGAGUGGGCAUCAUCGCACUCGAGAGGUGCUAGAGAAAUGACCUUUGAUCAAAUCCAAAAUGUCGACAAUAUUCAUAAAAAUGUUUCUCGGGCUUUAGAUAAUGCUCAAAAAAUAUAUGAUAAAAUUGCUAUGUAG